Peromyscus californicus insignis is the source of this 4114-nucleotide messenger RNA. RefSeq names its product zinc finger CCHC domain-containing protein 3-like. Bases 98 to 1303 code for a protein of 401 amino acids. Gene Ontology annotation, biological process: detection of virus; positive regulation of type I interferon production; positive regulation of RIG-I signaling pathway. Gene Ontology annotation, cellular component: cytoplasm. NCBI's taxonomy places the organism in Eukaryota, Metazoa, Chordata, Mammalia, Rodentia, Cricetidae. Gene Ontology annotation, molecular function: RNA binding; double-stranded DNA binding; zinc ion binding. The record is from RefSeq and is a predicted model, not a curated record. The transcript has a single exon.
AUAACUAUAUUAAUGGUCCAGGGGACUGUUUCUGAGGACAUAACAAUGUAAAAAUUGCUUUAAAAAAAACCCAGAUUUUCAUCUGACAAGAGGCAAGAUGGCGACAGGUGGCAGAGCUCCGGAGGAUCUGCAGCGGGGCCUUCUGCAGAUGCCGCUCCCCGCGCAGCCUAUGGCCCAGGCUGAGGAAGCCCAGGGCACAGGAGAGAAGAUGGGCUGGGCGCAGGUAGUAAAGAACCUGGCGGAGAAGAAGCACGACUUCCGUGAGCAGUGGCGGGGAGAAGAAAGGGGCAGAGGUGCAGGCGGCAGGCUGGGCAGCCCCGCGGGCCUGGCCAUUCCGAACCCCGGCAACUUCCCACCUGCCGGCCGCGGGGACCCAAGGGGCUGCGGGAGAGACCCUGCGGGCUACGCGGCAGAAGCUUGCAGGAUGAAGGGAGCUGGAGACGCGAAUCAGAGGAAGAUGGCCGAGGUGGCGGUGGCGGCGGCGGCCAUGGCGUCCCCUGCCAGGCCUGGUGCGACCAAAGACGCCACUGCAGAGCGCCCACUCCAGGAUGAGCCUCCAGCCGCCAGGCCGGGUAAGGGGCGCUUCCUUGUGCGCAUCUGUUUCCAGGGAGACCAUAGUGCCUGUCCGACCCGGGAUUUCGUGGUGGGAGCUCUCAUCCUGCGCUCCAUCGGCAUGGAUCCUGGGGACAUCUAUGCUGUCAUCCAGAUCCCUGGUAGCCGCGAGUUUGAUGUGAGCUUCAGAUCUGCAGACAAGCUUGCCCGGUUUCUCCGCAUCUAUGAGGAAAAGCGGGAGCUGGAUGACUGCUGGGAGAACUUUGUGGUGUUGGGGCGGAGCAAGCCUGGCUUGAAGACCCUCUUCAUCCUCUUCCAGAAUGAGACCGUGAAUGUGGAGGAUAUCGUGACCUGGCUCAAGCGCCACUGCGAUGUGCUGGCCUUGCCAAUGAAAGUGACUGACAGGUUUGGGAUUUGGACUGGGGAGUACAAGUGCCAGAUUGAGCUGCGCCAGGGGGAGGGCGGAUUGAGGCACCUGCCUGGAGCCUUCUUCUUGGGAACAGAGAGGGGCUACAGUUGGUACAAGGGGCAGCCCAAAACCUGCUUCAAAUGUGGUUCUCAGAACCACAUGACCGGCACCUGCACUCAGGACAGGUGUUUCAGGUGUGGAGAAGAGGGGCACCUGACCCCUUACUGCAGGAAGUUCAUCAUGUGCAACCUCUGUGGCAAGGGAGGACACAUGUAUGCCCAGUGUCCCAAAGCAGCUCACAGUUCCGUGGGAGAUCAUCUCACUGGCAUGGUGGGGUAUUGAAUGCAUUUCUGCCUGCCUGCCUUGUGAACACACAGCCAGCUUAUCCUUCUUAAGUGCCAAAACGUUUUUUUUUUUGUUGUUGUUGUUGUUUUUUUUUUUAAGAGCAUUUUGUCUCUUUUUGGAAGUAGAUAUUUCUAAAACUUAACAGAGACAUCUCUCUAUGCCUUUUAAAACCACGUGUGCUCCUUUUAAGCUUGUUUGAAAAGGACUAUUCAGAACUGUAGCUUGCAAAUGUUGCCUGCCCCCUCCCCCUUUUUUUGCCCCUUUUACAUUAGUUUUGGUACUUUUGUCAACACCUUUUCCCCCUCUGUAUUUUUACUACCUCCUGCUUCAUCCAUGUCUCAUUAGAAGAUUUUUGCCCUUUGGACUGCCUUGCUCAUGUUUAUGCCUCAGCCCUGUGUACAGGGCCCAAUGCGGAAUAGGCAUUCAAUCAAGUGUUUAUUGAAUUGAAAAUGUCGUCGACUAGCUCUGUAUAGAGCCUGCCUUGUACAGCUCUCUGCUGGGCUCUUUUCGUUUGCUGCUUCUAUGUGAUAUGAAAAUUUGUGAAAACAGUGUUGCUAGAAGUAUAUACUGCGAAUAACUUCUGAAAGGUGGCCGAGGGCCUCUCCUAGCAUAAAAACCUAACGACUUGUGACAACUCUUUUUGGCUCAGAAGCCAUAUUUCUGUAGGAGUGUGGAGCCUAGGCAGUUCCGCUGGGAAAGACCAAAGCGGUGGUUUUUGUUGGAUUUUCUUUGUGGGGGCUUGCUUUUGUUUUGUGUAUUGAUUUGAGACAGGGUCUCACUGUGUAGCCCUGACUGGUUUGGAACUGACUGCAUUCCUGGACCAGGCUGGCUUCAAACUGACAGUGAUCCUCUCAACUCAGCCUCCCUGAAGGAUGUUUUAAAUUAACCCCUUGUUUUCCAGCAGAUGAAAUGAAUCCGAAGUUAAAUGACUGGGUUAAAGUCCACUGCGGUGUGGUGCUUCAGACUGUCCACAGUAGAGUCCACUGCCCCCAUGCCUGGUGCUCAUCCCACUACCUCUCAUACUUCACAACAGUCUCCUUGACAAUGGUGGACCAAGGAAGUUUCUCUCCAGGGGGAUGGUCCCAGCAUGAAGCUGAGACACCAGCCCCUGAAAGAGCAGAAAGAGAAGCUUGUCUUGCCACUUCAUAGUAAGGCACCUAGGAAAAGGACCAGUGAACACACUGCAGGCUGCAUGCAUGCAUCAGUCCUUGGAGUGAGUACCACAUCUUAAAUGUUCCACUGUCAAUGUCAGCAGUGAGAAAUGAUUGCCCUCAGGAAAGAACCUUGCCAGACUUUUACAUUUACACCUCUGCCUCAUCUACUAGGAACCCCAGAGAAGUUAGAGAGAGAGAGCACAUCUGAAACCCCUGACCUCUGCUGCUCAAAAGACAGGUGGUUUUAACCCAGAAGCAUGAGUGAGCUGUAAACUGGAAAAUGUUCUUGGGGAAACAGGCCAAGGGAGAGGGCCUGAGUGAACUAACUGUUAUCAAGUUAAAGUGAAAGACAGUAAGCUGCUUUUUUCAGUUUUUGUCUUCUCUUGCAGUUUUGCUGUUUUCUUGUGGCUUAGAAUGUAAAACAGAUGUUCAGAUUUGUUCUCAAUAAAUAUUUGUCUUUUUUGCCCAGGAAAAAUGUUGAGUUGUGUGGAUUUAUCAGGUGGCCACAGACAUGACAUUUUAAAUACAUAGCAGUUUCUGCAGGUGUGGAAUUUUGUAAAAGUGCUGUAAAAUGAUGUCAUUUUGGGAGCGUUUCAACUGAAGUUGACUGUGGGUAUAAGGAUAGAUAUAGAGAAAACUGUUUGAAAUAACAUGCCUUCAGAGAUGUUGCCAAAGAAGGACUGCAUCUGGGUUCAAUAUUUCUGAGCCUAAUGUAUCAGGCUAGAUUAAUACAUUGGGAAUUAUUUUGCCUCAUUUAAAUGAUAUAUUUUCUUUAAUUAAAAAUUGAAAUAUUCAGUCAUAUCUGUGGGAAGGAAGGAUAUGAUAAGUACUGACAAGUUUUUACUUUUUAAGUAGGUGGUACAAUCAUCAAGUCUGCCAUGAUGUUUUUCAUUGUGUUUGCUGUUAUUUCAAAAUGCAUGAUGAUGAUGAGUAAAAUACUAGCUAUAUUAAUGGUUCAGGGGACAGACUCUAGGAACAAAACAAUGUAAAAAUUAGUUAAAAAUCAGACUAUCAAGGAGAACGAUGACAGAAUGUAAUUUAAUGGAAUUUUGAAGUUUUAUUUAGAGGAGACUCCUCAGCAUUGCUCAUUUUAAAAUUAGUUGUGAUUAACAAAAGAAAAAAAACACUUGAUUUAUGCUUAGGUUAUAUUUAAGCAUUCCGAAAUCAGUUGUUGAAACUGAGCGAGUACAAGCACUGAUUCAUAGAUAUGAAAGACGCCCAGUAGGUGCUUAUAUUAGGGAACAUCUGUGUGUUUUGACAAAUAUCCAAUUUGGUAUAUUUUGCUUAUUUGCUUCUAUAAGCAAAGUCUAGUAGAAGAGUGCAUCAGCAAUCUGACUACUUGGAAAGAUGAUUUCCUGGGUUCUAAUUCCAGAAUAUAUAUAUAUAUAUAUAUGCUUGAAAAGUCAGGCAUACAGGAAUCAACAUUCAAUCAAAGGACACGAGGCAUAUGUCAUGUAAGUAAUAUGGAAUUUCCUGGCCAGCUUAUUUGACAUGUUUGUACAAUUCUCCCCUUGUGUGAAACACAAUGUCAAACUAACAUUGCUAAAAUUCCUGUGCAUGAAACUGAUAUUUGAUUGAUUUUUUACCACCCUUGUAUCAGCUGAGUGUGCCUAGAAAAUUGUUUCAUUAUGAAGUAAACCAAUGUUCUACUCCA